AUGUCAUAUACCCAUGUACCCAUGGAACACGGAACUUCUGCUAUUAGUAGCAAUAACGCCACGGUGCCUGUUAUGCAAGCAGUUUUAUUGCCUACUGCGAUUGUUUAUGUUAAAGAUAUUAAUGGCGAUUUACAAAAAUGCAGGAUGCUAAUUGAUUCUGGUAAACAAGGCUCAUUUAUUCGGGAGCACUGUGUAAAUUUACUACAGCUAAAGCGCACUAGUGCAAACAUAAGUGUAAAUGGCCUGAGCUCGCAAAAAAUUGGAAAGGUUUCAGGUUCAGUUCAAUUACAAGUAACAUCUCCAUUUUAUAAUAACGCAAGCAUUUCAGUUAAUGCAUUAAUCAUACCCAAGAUCACGUGUGACCUUCCUCAAUAUCAAGUUGAUAGAUCUGUUUCGACAUCUUUCAAACAUUUGUGGUUGGCAGAUACAAAUUGUUUCCAGCCUGGCCCAAUAGAUAUUCUUUUAGGCGCACAUGUAUUUGGCGAGAUAAUGCUUCAUGGACGUUUAACUGUUCCGGGUCAUUCGUUAACAGCCUUGAAAUUAAUAUUCGGCUGGGCCAUUAUCGGAAAGACUAAAAGCGUAUCACAAACAAUUGUAUCUAAUCAUGCUAGUUGUACUAAUGUUCAGCUCCAGUUUGAAAAAUUUUGGAAAUUGGAAGAAAUUUUGGAGAUAAAGCAUUACACAGAAGAGGAGAUUGAGUGUGAAAAUCAUUUCAAGCGUAAUUUUUCUCGUGAUUCAACAAGUAGAUUUGUUGUUAAGUUUCCAUUUCGUAGAUCGGGAAAUGAACUUGGGUCAUCAAGGGAUGUUGCUGUACAUCGUUUACAAACAUCAAUUUAUUAUGAAUUGAUGUUACGUAAACAUCAAUUUAUUAAGAAUAAAUCUCUUUCCAGUCAAUAUCACAAAUUUAUGGAGGACUAUCAACAACUUGGUCAUAUGGAAUUGAUUCCAGAAAAUGAAAUUGAUGUUCCAGCUAAUUCUAGUUUUUACCUUCCGCACCAUUCAAUUCCGGAUAAAAAUGGUGAUAAAUAUGGAGUCGUAUUUGAUGGUUCUGCAAAAUCUUCUAGCGGUAUUUCUCUUAAUGAGAAAUUGAUGGUUGGUCCACAGUUGCAGACUGAUCUGACAACAUUAUUUAUUCGUUUCAGAAUUCACAGAAUAGCUAUAACUGCAGAUAUAAAGAAAAUAUACAGACAAAUUAUACUAAAAGAUUCAGACUUUCAGAGAAUAGUCUGGCGCGAUUCACUUUAUAAACCAAUUCAGGAUUUUCGAUUAACUAGGAUUGCUUACGGUACUGCAUCAGCUCCGUACCUUGCGGUAAGAUGUUUACAGCAGUUAGCCAUAGAUGAAGCAACUAAUUUUCCUUUGGCUUCCAAGACAUGUCUUAGGGACUUCUACGUUGAUGAUUUGAUGUCCGGAACCUGUUCAGUUACUGAAGCUAUAGAAUUACAAAUGCAAUUGAAUCAGAUGUUGUCACGUGCAGGAUUUGUUCUAAGAAAAUGGGCUUCUAACAGCAAAGAAGUCUUGAAUUCAAUUAAUCCAGAUUUGUGCUUAUCAAAUGUUUUGAACGUAGACAAUGAUGAUACUGUAAAAACGUUAGGUAUCCUGUGGCAUCCAGCUUCAGAUAUGUUUUUAUUCAAAGUCAAUUCAUCAUAUCCUGAAUUCUUAACCAAACGAACAUUACUUUCAAUAAUCGAAAAGACCUUUGACCCUCUUGGAUGGUUGGCACCGAUCACGGUUCGGUAUAAAUUGAUUAUGCAAAGGUUGUGGAAACAUCAGUUGCAGUGGGAUGAAAAGGUUCCUCCAGAUAUUGAAUGGGAGUGGAAACAAUUUACAGAAGAUAUGUUAUCCAUUAAAAGUAUCAAAAUUUCACGAUUCUUGUUGGUUGAAUCAGAUAACCAGUUUCAACUGCACGGGUUUUGUGACGCCUCAGAGAAGGCCUACGCCGCUGCAAUUUAUUAUCGUUUUGUGUUAGACACUGGACAAAUCAAUGUUCAGUUGGUAAUAGCCAAGACAAGAGUUGCACCACUAAAAACCAUAUCUCUUCCCCGAUUGGAACUUUGUGGAGCAUUACUGUCGACUAAAUUAAUGGAUUUCACCUGUAGGGCUUUAAAUACUCCUAUAUCGCAAGUUUAUUUUCAUACUGAUUCCACUAUUGUAUUAGCCUGGAUAAGAUCUCAUGCAAGCCGAUGUAAGACCUUUGUCGCCAACAAAGUAGCAGAAAUCCAGACUUUAUCUUCUCCUGUCCAGUGGCAUCAUGUGAGUGGAAAUGCUAAUCCUGCUGAUCUUGCAACGCGUGGUGUCAUCAUCUGCACUGGUUACUUCAUUGUGGCUACGUGGUCCAGAUUUAUUGUAUAA
Stegodyphus dumicola is the source of this 2352-nucleotide messenger RNA. RefSeq lists its product as uncharacterized. NCBI's taxonomy places the organism in Eukaryota, Metazoa, Arthropoda, Arachnida, Araneae, Eresidae. The record is from RefSeq and is a predicted model, not a curated record.